Messenger RNA from Tauraco erythrolophus (red-crested turaco), 468 nucleotides. NCBI's taxonomy places the organism in Eukaryota, Metazoa, Chordata, Aves, Musophagiformes, Musophagidae. The record is from RefSeq and is a predicted model, not a curated record.
CAAAAGGAUAGAAAAUCUAAAAAGUCAACCUGGAAGUUUUGCCUUGACUUGACCCAUCCUGUGGAAGAUGGAAUUUUUGAUUCUGGGAAUUUUGAGCAGUUCCUAAAGGAGAAGGUUAAGGUCAAUGGAAAAACUGGAAACUUGGGCAACACCGUUCACAUUGAACGUCUGAAGAACAAGAUCACAGUGACAUCCGAGAAGCAAUUUUCUAAAAGGUACCUAAAAUACCUCACAAAGAAGUACCUCAAGAAGAACAAUCUGCGUGACUGGCUCCGUGUCGUUGCAUCUGACAAGGAGACGUACGAACUACGCUACUUCCAAAUCAGUCAAGAUGAAGAAGGAUCAGAGUCAGAGGAAUAACUGGAGUGUAGCUUUAUAAUCAAUACAGUGUACAAAAGACUAGAACAUCUAUUUAUAAGAACACUUAACUUAUUGGUGAAUAAAGAUUUUGUACUCUGUUUGACAGAG